Centropristis striata (black sea bass) is the source of this 7551-nucleotide messenger RNA. It is a transcript of the gene rc3h1b, whose product is annotated as ring finger and CCCH-type domains 1b. The transcript has 20 exons. The coding region runs from base 348 to 3764 and encodes 1138 amino acids. The record is from RefSeq and is a predicted model, not a curated record. NCBI's taxonomy places the organism in Eukaryota, Metazoa, Chordata, Actinopteri, Perciformes, Serranidae. Gene Ontology annotation, molecular function: metal ion binding.
CAUCUUGCCCAGCUAGCUGUAACCGGCUAGCGAUUCUGUUGUCGAGUUGACACCCUCCCCAAACCUCGGGAGCAGCUAAGCUGCACAGUCGACAUGGCAAGAAAAUAUCGCAACAUUUUCCUAAAAAAAGAUGAAAAUCUUCCAAGUCUUUUGGAAUGAUAUUCAUCACGCGAUGUGAUCCAAAAUCCACAAUGUGUGAGAACAUUUAAGAACAAUUGAGUUCGGAAGAAAAAAAUUUGAUUCCAGUGGAAUCUUUCAUAUAUAUAUAUAUAUAUUAUUAUUAGAUUUUUUUCUCUGUGUUAAAGCUUAUAUACAUUUACACACACUCGUCCCAUCAACAUAUAACCAUGCCAGUGCAAGCACCACAAUGGACGGAGUUCCUGCUGUGCCCGAUCUGCACACAAACAUUUGAGGAGACUGUUCGCCGGCCCAUAAGCUUGGGCUGUGGACAUACUGUCUGCAAGAUGUGCCUGAACAAGUUGCACCGUAAGGCCUGUCCCUUUGACCAGACAGCCAUUAGCACAGACAUCGAGCAGCUACCUGUCAACACAGCCCUGUUGCAGCUGGUGGGAGGCCAGGUUCCUAAGGCUCAGCCAGUGGCCUUGAUUACCAGUCCAGAGGACUCGCAGCAUUAUGAGGAGGCCAGGCAGUGUGUUGAGGAGCUGGCCCUCUACCUCAAACCUCUCAGCAACACCAGAGGUGUGGGCCUGAGCAGCACGGCCCAGAGCAUGCUGAGUCGGCCCAUGCAGAGGAAACUGGUGACUCUGGUCCACUGCCAGCUGGUUGAGGAGGAGGGCCGCGUUAGAGCUAUGAGAGCCGCCCGCUCACUAGGUGAGCGAACUGUCACUGAACUCAUCUUACAGCACCAGAAUCCCCAGCAGCUCUCCUCCAACCUGUGGGCUGCUGUGCGUGCGCGGGGAUGCCAGUUUCUAGGUCCAGCCAUGCAGGAGGAAGCUCUAAAGUUGGUCCUUCUGGCUCUAGAGGAUGGCUCUGCUCUGUCCAGGAAGGUGUUGGUUCUCUUUGUAGUCCAGAGGCUUGAGCCACGCUUCCCACAGGCCUCUAAGACUAGCAUAGGCCAUGUGGUGCAGCUCCUCUACAGGGCCUCCUGCUUCAAGGUGACCAAACGUGAUGAAGAUUCAUCCUUGAUGCAGCUGAAAGAGGAAUUCCGUACUUACGAGGCUCUGCGGCGCGAGCAUGACUCUCAGAUAGUUCAGAUUGCAAUGGAGGGUGGGCUGCGCAUCGCACCUGACCAGUGGUCUUCUCUGUUAUAUGGAGAUCAAUCUCACAAGUCCCACAUGCAGUCUAUCAUAGAUAAGCUGCAAACCCCAGCGUCUUUUGCUCAGAGUGUCCAGGAGCUGACGAUUGCGCUGCAGAGGACCGGAGACCCAGCCAACCUCAACAGGCUGCGGCCCCACCUGGAACUACUGGCUAACAUUGAUCCCAGUCCUGAUGCACCGCCUCCCACAUGGGAGCAGCUUGAGAAAGGGUUGGUAGCAGUAAAAACAGUGGUGCAUGGCCUGGUGGACUUCAUCCAGAACCACAGCAAGAAAGGAGCCGACCCUCAACAGCCUCCUCAGCACAGCAAGUAUAAGACAUACAUGUGUCGUGACAUGAAGCAGAAAGGAGGUUGUCCUCGUGGAGCCAGCUGCACCUUUGCCCAUUCUCAGGAUGAACUGGAGAAGUAUCGCAAAAUGAAUAAGCGUUUGGCAGCUCGCAUCCCUGGCUCGGGAGGGCUCAUGCCAGAUGAGGGCCUUCCUCUUGAUGUAGCAGUGACCCGGAAGCCUUCACCCCUCACCAAUGGUAGCGGCGGACCCUCUUUGCCCCAGCUCAUUGCCCGUGGCACCGACAAUGUCCCAUAUGAGCUGUUGCGUAAACCCAUGAAGAUGGAUGGAGGAAGUAACAGUGCCCCAGGAUCACCACCUGACGUCCUGGACCCUGUGCUGCCAAAACCUGGUAUGCCUCUGCCACCUCAUGCCAUGGGCCACCCAAGGAUGCCAGUAGACCACCUCUCUGGGGUGAAGCACAUGCCAGUGGUAGCCAGAGGUUCACCAGUGUAUUCUCAGCCACCUCUCCCUGAGAUGUGCUACGACACUCGCCCACCACCCUCUGCUUCCCAGUAUGAUCCCCCACAAUAUCCAACAGGGUAUCAAUACCAACAGCCACCACAGUAUGUCUCUCGGGAUUACAUGCGUAACCCUCCUCCCCCCAGUGAGUCAGGACCCCCUUACCAGGAGCCCUACCCUGGCUACGGCCCGCCAGAGCGCCCCUACCAGGCCCCUCACUCUGGUCCACCUUUCUCUUAUCCUCACCCUCCACACCAUGACCGAGGACGCCACGGGACCUACACAGGCCCACCACCUCCCCCACAGCCUUACCCACCACAGAGGGAUGGCCUGGUCAGAAUGAGUCCAGCGCCUCUGGAUAUGCCCCCACCAUCAGCAGGACAGGCUAACUCUCUUUACCACCAGGAGCCCAGUGGCCGUGAUAGAUACCCUCCAGAUGGCUACUAUACACAGGGUGCCCAGCCUCCACCGAUGAGGGCUUAUGUCAGGGGUCCGUCAUAUAGUGGCUCACAGCAUAGCCUGGACUACCUGCAUCGACGUCGGCAGGAGCUGUUAUCCCAGCUGGAGGAAAGGAAAGUCAUUUCCCCUCCACCAUUUGCUGCCUCCCCCACUCUUCCUCAUCCCUUCCCCAGCGACUACCCUCCAGAGUAUGGCGAAGAGAGCUCCAAAACCAUGGCGAAAUGUAGAGAACCUGAUUAUGCAGGGCAGUACUCUCCAUGGUCUUGUGAAACCAUUGGCUCCUACAUUGGCUCAAAGGAUGCCAAACCCAAAGAUGUUAUGGUUCCUGGUUCCAUGGACAUGAUGAAUGCAGAGGCUAAGGGUCUGAGGGAUCCAUCACUGGAGGCUCCUCGGAGGGGUGCAGAAGUCAAAGACGAUGACCCCAUCAUCCCAUUUGGCCCCCAGCCAACUGUAUCGCGCUUCGGGGCCAUCUCCCGCACCUCAAAGACAGGCUACCAGACCACAGGCCCUGUGCAGGCUAUGGCCUCCACUCCCCAGAAUCCAAGCUCUAAACAUAUGGCAAUGCCAGCAGAAUACACAUAUAGCCAUGGAGGAUGGGGUGGAGCUUCAUACCCCUCCCACCAGGCUGCCUCCUCCACUCAGGGACACUUCAGUGAGCGCCUACCCAUGGCGGCUCAAGACCGAGAACAGUUAAAGAUUGAGCUGCAGCAGGUCACCCAUCAGAUCAACCAACAGACCCAGAUGCGAAGCAUCGAGGCUAGUAACUCUUUAAUGCUGCAGAGGGAGGCCAGUGCACUGGCAGGCCAACCGGUGCAGCCUGGCCAGAGCCAGGCAGCAGCAGCAGCAGCUCAGCAGCAGCAGCAACAGCCCAAGUGGCCAGCAGGGGGAGCAAGUACAACAGCGGUCUCCAGUGAGCAGCUAAGUCUGGAGCUCCACCAGGUGGAGAGAGAGAUCGGCAAGAGGACUCGUGAGAUGGCUUUGGAAAACCAAGUAGCCCAUGAUGUUCAGCAGUACAAGAUGAAACCUGCAGAGAAUGGACAACCAGAGCACAAGACUCAGUUGGAUGAAAUCUCCCUGGCUCUUGGCGAAGUAUCAAACGGCUCCAGCAGUCUGCAAGAAAGUGCAGUGGGCGGGUCCAUGCUGUCACUGACCAAUAAGACAUCUUCGUUGAGCUUGUGCUCUGAUCCAGGUGCCACUGGUUCAGAGAUGCAGAAGAAUGGCGUCGUCCAUUCCUGCUCUUAGGCAGUACACACACACACACACACACACACACACACACACACAUACACAUAUACAUACACACACACACACACAUGCACACACUCAAAAUGCUCAAUUGAAAAGCAUGCACAGGCACACAUACACCCAUUCUAUUUAGAAGAUGAGCAGUAUCUGCCGUGAUAUGAAUUUUCUUUCUUUUUGUUCUGUGAAUGAGCUUUUUUUAAUGACUUUCCUUGCCUGGAAACCAGAGCAUAUGAUAACAUUUCUCGUGUGUGUUAAUUUUUUUCUUUUUUUUUUUGUACUGGGAUUAUAGAUUAACAAGGCUCACAACAGAUAUAUCAGGAAGAGAAAAUGGUGGUGAUGUUGACAGCGGUGUUGUAAUUUCAUUCAAAGAGGCUAGGCCUAUUCCAUCCUUCACAAACACAUUAAUACAGUCCAGUAUUUGAUUGAUCCUCCCCAUAGAAGUUUUUUGGUUUUGUUGUACCAGCAUACGUGUUGAUGAACGGUUAGAUACAGAGGAGCAGAUAAACAAGCACUAUCACAUGCACUCUGAGGAAAUUCUGCAAUCUGAUGAUCUAUGAGGGUAUAGUAGGAAACAGCAGAAGUGCAUCACUUGGUACUCAACCCCAGAAACGUAAAAAAGAAAAAAAAAAAAGUGGUUGCCUAGAUGUAGAUGGUCUGAGGAGGGAAAAUCAGCACAAUAUUCCACCAGUAUUCAGCUGAAACGGAGAUGCAAGGUGUUUCAGAAAUCACUUUUGCACCACAUGCACGUCGUCACCUGCCACAAGAAGUAUGAUUUUAUUAGUGCAUUUUAUGAACACAUCAUAUGUCUGUUUCAUACUUGAAAGCAGUAUAUUAUAAAUUUAAUUGAAGCAUUCUGUUUUAAAGAUUGCAACGAGUCUUUUUGAUAAUGAGCUAUUCUCAUGUUUUCUAUAAGGGAGUCUACUAUGUGCUUCUCUUGGAUGUGGUGUGACCUGAUGUGGUUUGGUUGCAGUGCCGUGCGCCUGUGCUCCGUAGGGCUGCAUUCAGUCCUAGUCGAUUAUGUUGUGAGAUUUUUCACAGCAUGCUCUGAAAUUUUUUCUUUCUUUUUUUGUGGUGAAUGCACAUGAAUAGGAUGAGAGAGAGUACAUCUUUCUGCCCUAGGAGUCAGGUGAAUAAGUGUCUUUACAACUAUUGAGGAUAAACAAACAAGGAUUUCCCUCCUCCGAGCUUCUCGUCUGGCCACACAGAAGGCCUCCCCAUUGGGAUUAUCUUGUCAUUUGUUCUCCUAACUUCUAUGAAGUUGCCUUCCCUUGUGUUGUUUUUUUUUCAAAUUUGUUUUAUUUUUUCAUGCUUUGCGUUGUUACGAUUUGGGGUGAGUGCCUUAACCGAGUGAAGGCUUUAUAGAUCUUAGCUGAACGCGCAUCCUCCUCUCUGUCAUAUAAUGAUUGAAUUCCAAGCAAAACGUAUCGUUUGUACUCUUAGAAAAGGUUGCUGUUGUAGCGUUUUUAGCUACACAGUACAUUUGAAAUCAUGUUUACAGCUGAGGAUAUUAGUGUUGUUUUCUGAGGAGUAAACACAACCAACGUCAGCAGAUUUGAUAAGUUAAUGUAUCACAUUGAGUUUAUUUAAGCAUGUUUUACUGGUGAGUAUUAUCACAUUUUUGUUUUCACACCUCAAUGUCUACAUCACCACCAUUACCACUAUUGUUGCUCUUUCUCCAUCAUGUAAAUUGUUUACUGCUGAUGCUCAACACAGAGCUCUUUGCCUUUUGUAAACAAUUAGCAUGAUCAGCUACAGUUUUACAGCUCUGCAGAGAGCGAGUGAGUCCUUGUGUUCAAACGGUUGAAGGAUAGCGGAGACGCUCUGGGUGAAGUCGUUUAACAUCGAGCCUUCGUUUUGGUCAGACGAGGGGUACUGAGAAACUGACAGUUUGACAAAUCCCUGAUAACUGAUGAGUCAAACAAAUAAAGGCACAAAUGUUUUGUGUCUCUCAUCUUGGCUGUUUGAUGGGCAUCUCUUCCAAAAUGUCAGCGCCAUGAUAGUGGAUGUUUGGGUUUUGCUUUUUUACAAAUUUUCCUACCACACUUCAAGCCUCUGGCUGCUCCUCGCUACAUUUAUUGUUUAGGUACACAGCUCACUUAUACAUAUGAGUAUGUAUACAUACAUUAAUAUACUAAAGCACUAUUAAUGUGCCACCUGUUAUUUUACUCGCUCAGCAUUUAUAUUAAAUGAUCUCUACUUAGAAUCAGCAAAUUGUUUUUCUUUUUGUUGUUUUGAUUUGUUUUCUGUCCACUGGUUGCCAACACAGACUUUAUCCUUUCCCAGACGAAGGACUUCUGUGCGCAUUGAUGUGUGUUCACUUAAUCUUUUGUGUUCAAACAAAGAUGUUCUUUAUAGACUAUGCUUCCGAAGAAGACAAAAAUUCUGUAUCUUUGGAAAAUUUAUGGAGACGUUUUGUGUGUGCUAGAUUGUAUUGUAGAAAAUGUACCCUUAAUUUUUUUUUUUGCUCCCCUCAAAGUGUGCUAUACUGGGUGAUAGUUUUAAGGUAUUAGAAAAGUGUUGGUGGGUUUUUUCCCACCCUUGCCCCACAGAGGACAUUCAGGAAGUCUCCGAUGAUAGGUUGGCCUUAAAUCCUCUUGAAUGCUCCAUUACUUUGUCUGCUUUAGGAGCAUGAGAUGAUUUCAAAAUGAACACAGAAUUGGCAUGAAUUAGAGUCAAACAGAUGGACUCUAUAAGAUCCCCCCCCUCCCUUUUGAAAAUGUCAUGUAAAACGGCAACAUGCAAUAAUGCAAAUCGCUCAAGAUUUGAAGCAAAAUGUGUUUUAUUAUUUUUUAAGGAAAUGUUGUUUACCUAGCUCGGUUUGUAGUUCUUUUCUCUUUCUCUCUUUUUUUGUUUUCGUUUCUGCAAUAGUUGAGUGAAUUUACUGACCUGCAAGUCUUACAGUCUUUAAUGCAUCAUCUGACCUGAUGUGUAGUCAACAGCUUAGAGUAUCUGAGUGACAUUCACACAAUAGUUUUGUUUUUCUUUGACAAGAAUUUGCAAGAAAUUGACCCACCGGCUUAGUUCCGCUGUUAUAAUGCCAUGAAAUUGCAACACAUGGUGUUCAUUCAAUAUGUUGUUUCUCACUCUUUCUAAGUGCAAGUCAACCAAAACUGUCACAAUGCUGAUUCUACCUGAUGGGUCCCUGCAGGUCUAAAUGAGCCUAAAACACCUUUAGCUUAGCAGAACUGACCUACAAUGACGUAUGGGGUGGUUUACUAUAUAGUAAAUAGCAAAGAUGUUCAUUUCAAUCACCUGUGUGUUUUUGUUUCUGAGUGGAACUGCUGCCUCGACCCCUCAUUUACAUAACCAGUUAACCCCUCCACUCCCACCCUUGACCACUGAACUCUGUUACUGCUGUUUGAGGCUCACAUUUUAUUCCCUGACUUUCUGGGGAAAUUCGCAAAUGGCUAUUUUAUAUGAUUACUCCCUUGUAAAAUAUCUCUUAAAUUAAGGUACAGGUUUGAUUUCAGCAAGAAAAAAGAAGUUUUUAUAUGUAUAUUAUACUCCAUUAAGGAAUGUCUAGAAUUAUCUUCCUCCAAUGUGGAUGUAGCCAUUAUUACGCCAUUUUAUGACUUUGUAAGAGAAUUCACUGUGUGAAAAUUGGUUUGCAUUUUUGUAUAAUACAAUCUGCUUUUUUUUUCGUUUGAUACGAGAGGGAGGUCAAACUGGAAGUUUGAAGAGAGAAAAAAAUGAACCUGUGAAAUUGAGAAAACAAAGUGUAACUUAUGUACAACAGUGAUUCUAAGCUGAGGGGGAAAGAUUAAAUGAUAUUGCUAACUCUGAA